AUGAAAAGAAAGCAUGUAGCCAUAGACAAGUUAAGAAAGGAAAGAAAAGCUUUAAAAAUGGAAAAUUUGAACCUAAAACUAGAAGUAAAUAUGUUAAAAUUCCUAACUGGAAAGGAGAAUGUUGCUGUUCCAAAAAAGAAGAAACAUAAAGCACCAAACGAUUUUGCUCAAAUAAGUUUAGGAAUUGAAACUUUAACAAAGAAAAUUCAAAUGAAAGAAAAAAUGAUCCAAGAACUUGAAUCAGAUGUUGGAAAGUUAAAGUGUGAACUGACAAAAUUACAGGAGCAAAUUUCUGUUAAAAAGAAAACACCUGUAGAACCUGAAGUGCUAUUUCAGGCCAAAAGGUAUGAGUCAAUGAUGAGAAUUUUUUUUUUUUUAUUAUGUGUAUUGUAACUUACAAUUUCUUAUUAUAUUAACAAUUGUAUACCCUUCUUUAUAAGCAUUAUAUAACUUAAAUCUGAGAGACUUUUUUCAUAUUUUAAAAAUCACAUUAGCAAAAAGAGAAAACAUAUCCGCACCCCUGAAGAUAUAGUUUUACAAUCUCAAGAGAAGGAAGAGACCUUAGAGCAUGGUAAAGCACAUUUUAAAGAUAAUUAAGUUAUGCCUAUAAUACUUAAAGAGUCAGUUUAUAACAUUAAAUCCAUAUUAUGUUAAAAUUAAAGCUCAAGUUAAUUUCUUUUUUAAAUUGGCCAUUAAUGAAAUAAUAAGAAACAAGAUAUUUUAUGUAAGAAAAAGUAUAUUACGGGUAAUGAAUCCAAUGACACUAAAUUUUUAAAUAAGUUCAAUUUUCUGUGUUACAGAAGGAUGGUGGGAGGUAGAGAAAUUU
Messenger RNA from Lymnaea stagnalis (great pond snail), 826 nucleotides. The record is from the annotation of a GenBank genome assembly. Lineage: Eukaryota; Metazoa; Mollusca; Gastropoda; Lymnaeidae.